CGUGUGAUUGACUAAACUGCGCGGCACGGAGAGUGAGUGAGAGAGAGAGAGAGAGAGAGAGAGAGAGAGAUCUCGAACAAAUUCACAUGCCAUCGGUCGUGAAUCGCCGUCUAGGGUUUCUCUCCGACUAAUCGGAACCCUAAUUUUCCUCUACUCAGCCUCAGAAGUCAGAUCUAUCGAUUCGGUAAAUCUCUAGUUCUUCACUGCUUUAUUUUUAACAGCCCUAAUUUGUUAGAUUCUUUCUUUUUGAAGCCCUAGAGUGUAAGGGGUUUGUCGAAUUUUGCUUCAUGUAUGGCUUCGGGGACGUUAGGGGAGCUGAGAGAGAGGCAUAAAUGGGGAGAGAAUAACAAGGUGUACACGAGAAAGUUUCGUAACAAACGCCUCAAGAACGACAAUAUCAACGGCGGCGACGGUAAUGGGGCUGUUACCACCGCCAACGGCAGAGAUAGCACCACCGUUGCCGCUGCCGCAUCUUACAAUGACGAAAGCAAUAAUAAUAAGAAUGGUAACAAUGAUGAGAAGAAGAACAGUGACACAGCUCCUCAGCUGUCUCCCCAGACCGUAGCUAUUGAGGAUGUGAAUCCGUCCAACCGUCAGCAAACUGUGGGACAAUUAGAUGUGGUUUCUGACGAUUUGUCAAGCCACGGUAGGCCGCCCCAUGGGAAUGGUGCGACCAAGCCAAUUAUUAGUAGAGUGGAUAAUAAAGUUAGGAUUAGUUUGGAAGGAGAGAGGUCGAAGAGUGAGAUACGUGAGCUAAAGAGGAAGCUAGUUAAUGAGCUUGAUCAGGUGAGGAGUUUAGCGAAGAAGCUUGAAGAUAAGGAAGUUCAGCUUACUGGGUGUUCUACUGUCGGUGAUUAUAGUCAUUUGCAGCAUGUGGGGAAUGAUGAAAGGGCUUUAGUUAGAGUGAAUUCAGAGGUGGGUUCAGUGGGGCAUCAUAAUUCAAGGCCUUUCCAGCCGCUAAUUGUGUCAAUGGAGGUGAAUAACGGGGUUAGUGAUUUUGUUGAGAAAGAGAAGAGAACUCCAAAAGAAAAUCCAUAUUACCAAAAAUCGGACUUCCUUCUUGGAAAGGGCAGGUUACCACAUGCAGAGAACAACAAGAAAUUGAAAUCCCAUAGCCGGAAGAAGCAUGGUGGGGAAAUGAGACAUGCAUAUGGUAUGGAUAAGUAUGCUAUUCAAGUAAUGAAGACUUGUUACAAUUUGCUCUCGAGGUUGAUGAAGCACAAGUAUGCUUGGGUGUUUAAUAAGCCAGUCGACGCCAAGGCCCUUGGGCUCCAUGACUAUCAUGUUGUCAUUAAGCAACCUAUGGAUUUGGGUACAGUUAAGAGUAGGUUAUCAAAGAAUUGGUACAAGUCUCCAAGAGAAUUUGCCGAGGAUGUGAGACUCACAUUUCGUAAUGCGAUGACGUAUAAUCCGAAGGGGCAAGAUGUUCACAUUAUGGCUGAGGAGUUGUCCAAGAUUUUCGAAGAGAAGUGGGCAGCUAUGGAGUCUGAGUAUAAUACAGAUUGGAGAUAUGAACUGGUUCAUGAUGUAGAUUUGCCUACUCCUACAUCAAGAUAUUUUCAACCUCCUCCCCCACAACUGCCUGUUCCUGAAGUGAGGAAUUGGGAGAGAGCAGAAUCUGUAACAGGUGUAAGUCCUGCAGAUUAUAAUAUGAAACCCAAUGCUUCUGUUGGAAGGACUUUAGUUCCAAAAAAGCCUAAAGCAAAGGAUCUUAACAAAAGGGACAUGGCUUAUGAGGAGAAACAGAGGCUUAGCACAAACCUUCAGAGUUUACCCUCAGAAAAACUGGACAACAUUGUCCAGAUCAUUAAGAAGAGGAAUUUGGCAGUUACUCAACAUGACGAUGAGAUAGAAGUGGACAUUGACAACGUUGAUGCAGAAACACUUUGGGAACUUGAUAGGUUUGUGAGUAAUUACAAGAAAAGUUUGAGUAAGAAGAAAAGAAGAGCCGAACUUGCUCUCCAAGUGAGAGCAGAAGCGACACCUGCUGUCCCAGCAAUGAACCCUUCAUCGGCCAUUAUGGACGCACCAAAAGAAUCUAAAACAGCAGAUGAAAAGAAUGCUGCUGCUGCUGCUCCUCCUGUUCAAAGGGAAAGGCAAGGGGAUAAUGUUAGUAGGUCUAGUAGUUCAAGCAGUUCUAGCAGUGGCUCUGGUUCUUCAAGUGGUAAAUUGGUUUUAGUUAGAAGCUAUUAUUCUGAGAGUGAUAGUUCCUCUGGAUCAGAUGGAAGGCAUUCACCUAGUACUUGAGUGGAUGCUGUCAAGUUAUGAGAUUCUACUGUGAAAAAGCAUUGAUAGACAUUGUCUUCUGCAAAUCUGUACCCAUUGUUCAGUCAGCAAGAGAACAGUUGGGCAAAGCAAGAUCUGAUGGGCUUUUAAUGUUGCUGUGAUUAACCGUAAAACCUUGGUUUUGAAUCCUCCAGUUAGGAGUCGAGCCUCUGGAAUGUAUCUCAUUUUUUGUGCUCUACUAUACUUUAGCUAGUGUUCAGCAACUCGUAUUUCUGAAAUUUCCUACGCUCCCUUUGCCCCUCACGCCGUUAAUGUGUCUGGCAAAGCUGUUUUAGCCAUCACAGCAUCUUGUCAGCAACAAUCUCGUUUGUGCUUGGAAAAAUCAUGAAGUUUAUGAGUUCAUUAAUGUGCUGUCAGUAAUAAUGGUUAUCUCUUAAAUGGGAAGUUUUUGGACCUGCUGAUAAUAAAAAAUUGCCUGUGGGUUGCAUCAUAGUCUUCCAUUGAAGGUUCCCACCUUAAGAAACAGAUGAUACUGAGAACCACAAUUAGAUUUGUUAAUAUUGGCCCUGAUAAAGUUUUCAUCUUCAAACACUCUACAUGGACGACAUUAAAUUGUGGGUUUUUGAUUGAUUUUUUUUUUAUGCUGACUAGCAGUGUUUAUUUGAUGUAUAUUUUUUCAGUUUCCCAUGCU
Molecule: messenger RNA, 2917 nt
Organism: Rhododendron vialii
Lineage: Eukaryota; Viridiplantae; Streptophyta; Magnoliopsida; Ericales; Ericaceae
Product: transcription factor GTE4-like
Exons: 5
Coding region: 292-2247 (651 amino acids)
Molecular function (GO): protein binding
Source: RefSeq, a predicted model, not a curated record